AAUAAUAAUAUCAAUCACAUUAUUUUGUCAGAUUAAUUUUGCAGGAGAAGAAUAUUGGAAGAGGGAAGUGAUCUGUAAUAGAGAAAAAAAAAAUCAUGGCAAGAGCUCUAAUUUUGUUGGUUCUUUUCGCUUUUGUUGUUGAUGGAAUAAUCGCAGGAGAUCAUCAUUGUUGUACUAAGAACCCACCAGCUCUUAAUUCAAGUUCUGGUUAUGGACAUGUCGAAGAAAUUGGAGGUCUUAAGGCUUAUGUUUCUGGUUCUUUGGAUUCAAAGCUUGGAAUUCUUCUUGUUUCUGACUUUUUCGGAUAUGAAGCGCCAAAUUUGAGAAACCUGGCAGACAAAGUUGCAGCAGCUGGAUAUUAUGUUGUAGUUCCAGAUUUCUUUCAUGGAGAUCCUUUUACUCCUGGCGAGGAUGUACUAACCUGGCUUCAGUCUCAUGGAACGGAUAAGGGAGCUGUAGAAGCUAAACAAGUUAUUAAAGCUAUAAAAUCUAAGGGAAUAUCCGCCGUUGGAGCUGCAGGAAUGUGCUGGGGUGGAAAGGUAGUCGGAGAACUAGCCAAGUCUUAUGAUCUCAAAGCUAUUGUGAUGAUGCACCCUUCGCGUGUUACGGUUGACGAUAUCAAGGAAAUCAAGGUGCCCAUUUCCAUUCUAGGAGCUGAACUCGACAAGCAGUCUCCACCAGCACUUUUGAGACAAUUUGAAGAAGUUUUAUCAACAAAACCCGAGGUUGACAGCUUUGUGAAGAUCUUUAAAGGGGUUGAUCACGGUUGGACUUUGAGAUACGACAUCGGAAAUAAAGUAGCUGUUAAGCAAGCUGAAAAGGCUCAUCAUUACAUGUUAAAAUGGCUCUCUAAGUAUGUCAAGUGUUAGUCGGGAUGACGUUAAUUCCCACAGCUACCAGACCCUAUUUGUUUGUUGUGUUUGUUUAAGGCUAUAUAUUCUAAUCAGUCGCACAGUAUCAUAUUUGUAUUAUCAUUUAUUUUAUGCUUCUCGGUAUUAAUGUUUUAAAAUUUCACUCAGCGAUGAAUUAAUAAAGCCAAUGUUUCUA
Papaver somniferum (opium poppy) is the source of this 1047-nucleotide messenger RNA. RefSeq names its product endo-1,3;1,4-beta-D-glucanase-like. NCBI's taxonomy places the organism in Eukaryota, Viridiplantae, Streptophyta, Magnoliopsida, Ranunculales, Papaveraceae. Gene Ontology annotation, molecular function: hydrolase activity. The transcript is spliced from 7 exons. The record is from RefSeq and is a predicted model, not a curated record. Bases 96 to 869 code for a protein of 257 amino acids.